Cyanistes caeruleus (blue tit) is the source of this 5346-nucleotide messenger RNA. RefSeq lists its product as uncharacterized. The record is from RefSeq and is a predicted model, not a curated record. Gene Ontology annotation, molecular function: protein binding. NCBI's taxonomy places the organism in Eukaryota, Metazoa, Chordata, Aves, Passeriformes, Paridae. Gene Ontology annotation, cellular component: extracellular matrix.
ACACCUUGGCACCCCUGCCUGUUCUUGGGGCAUGCCUGCUCUCCCUGAAGGCAGCAGGACUUGGUCAAAACUCCAUUCCUGAGUGCUGCACAGCUCCCAGCCAUGCCCCCAACACAGAUAAACCACCAGACUCCAGGCCUUGCCAAAAACAGGCACUGACCCUUAAUGGCCAUAGCAGUGUCCAUGGCAAGCACAGCAUCUCAGCAGCUGAGAUCACAACAGGAACCCACAGUCAGCUUUCAUAAUUUAUCAUCACAGGUAAUUUUCUCCUGCUCACUGCUCUCAAACCAGUUGCUGUGAUGAGUGGCAGAAGUCAAGACACUGAUGCCCUUUGCUUGUGGGAGAGAGUUCCCUCCUGUCUAACUUCUGCUUUAUUUGUACUAAUACAGUUGUAUAUAGCCUGGCAUUUAAAGCAUGUGGGAGAAUGUUUCACAUUUCUUUUUAGGGUCUCAAGGUGAUAUUUAGGAAGAGUUAGGACUCUGGAAAGUUUUAUAGAGUUACAGAGCACCCAAAGGGUCUCUUUCCAGAGAUCUUUUAAAAAUAAAAAUCUUCCUCCCUUUGUUAUUUUGAACUAUAACCACUACAAACAGCUUUCCCACUUUUUAAGUGUUUUUACUAGAAAUUUCUCUUAGAAUACUGAUACACAUGAGAGUUCACCAGCUAGAUAAAGCUUUGGGUGUGUCAGAUUAUUCCUGACAUUUGCAUACUCCACCUUAUUUAAUCAAUCUUUUAACAAAUGAAGCUAUUAAGUGAUUCUACUCAUUCCAUCUUUUCCCAACAAAAAGUUUAAAGAAAGCAAACCUUGCUCUUUUAACUUAUUAGACCAGCAGGACCAUCCCAAAAUAGAUGCUGCCUCGAUCUUCUAAAGAGAAUUCAUCUCCUUAAAAUUUACAGUAUUAGGCAAGGCUCUUGACAUCAGCUACAAACCAUUUCUGAAGGGGAUGUGCAGGGCUAUAAAUCCCAGAUGUCAGAUAAAUCAGUGACUGAAAAAAAGACAAAAACACAACUGUGGUCAUGUGGUGGGUGGAACACAUUUUAACAGGAGACUUGCAGUGGUUCAGCUUUUCCAUUAAAGCUGGGUGGAUGAGCCACCUCAGCCAAAACACAGGAUGCAUUCCAGAAACCCUCCAAGCAGAUGGAGCGAGGCAAUCAAAAUCCCUGCACGUGGAGCACAAGGAGUUGAGCCUGGAGAAGAGAACCCAAGAGCAGGAUGCUAACAUUUGAACAGAUCAUAAAGGGAAAGUUUGUUAAAAAGAGGAAAAGCUCCUGUGUCAGUUCUCAAGGAGCAUGUCCUUACCUUGUCUCUGCAGCACUUGGUGUGGCAAUGACUGCAGCAGAGAUGCUCAGGGGCUGGACAGGCAAUGCUCAGCACUUCUUGCACAGGAGCACUGGGCACUGCAGCACACACAGGACACUCCUGUGGCCACUCUCUUGGACCAGCACUCAGCCCCCAGCAAAGGUUUAGCUCUCCACAAUGCUGCUGUUGGCAUACCUGCAUUGCUCCCACCCCAAGGGCAGCUGAAACCAGGACUGCCAUCAGUAAGUUCAGGCAGCCACAGCCAAGAACCUGGCAAGGCAGCUGCCACCCCAUCUCUGUGCUUUGUGGAAUCUUUACAGGGAGAAACUGGAAUUGCCAAACCUCUGACAAAGUGUGAAAAUCUGGUCACUUUGAUACUUACGGGUUUCCUUGGCCCUAUAGGCUUUAAAGCAAGGAAACACUCUGCAGCUGUGUGGUCCUGUUCCACCACAGUGUUUUAGUCCAGUUGCAACAUUUGGCAGCAAUGAGCUCCAAGAGCUGCAUGCUUUUGGUCUGAAAACUUCCAGUAUGAAACCAAGGAGAGCUACAGAGAGCACUGAGAUUAACUAAGAGCUAGAACAUGGUAACACUGCUGGAAUUACAACCAGAAUUACAACCAGAAAUAAAGCCUGUGUAGAAUAAAAGGGACACCAGAGCAAGAGAUCCAUCUUUUUCAGCCUGAGCUACACAGUUCAGCUAAAGGCAAGAGCAUUCCCAAGCACACAGUGCAGCUCACUUGUCCUGCACAGGGAUCAGCAGAAACUUGUUUCCUUCACAGGAUAGCACUGACAAAGUCACAGAGUGAUGGAUAUUCCUAGCUGUGCUGCAUCAGGAGGCAAGACAAGCUGUGGAGAUCCCAGCAGCAGGACACCCCCAGAGGGUGAUGUCCUCAAAGGCGCAGUCCCAGCUGAGCCAGGAAUACGGAAAAAAAUUCACCCACCAAAACCUUUGGCGUGACCCCAGACACGAUCAGCUGGAUGGGGUGAGCAGUGCAUACUUCCACUUUCCUGGGCUCCCAGGACCAGCCCCUGGGCACAGUGCCAGCACUGCUGCUCAUGGUGGAAACCAGAUUUUGGCCCUCAAUAACACUGCACCAAAGCCUGUCUAACUAAAUAAAUGAUGUUGUUUACAGCUGGAAGAUGGUCUCCAUUACACAACAUGAUCAUCCUGGCCAAGCUUCCAGGGCGAAGCUGUUCUUCAGGGGUUUAUUGCUUGAACAAGUGAAGAAAACAGGACUAGCUGGAGCAAACAUAGCAAUUACACAGCACAGGAAACAUAAUCUGCUUCUGCUGAGAACACAACUGAGCUGCAAACUUAUCCAGGUCACACCUACUGUUGGGCAUACUUGGGGGUUUAGCCAGUGUCUGGAGAGAGCUGGCAGAAUAGGGGAGAGAAAGAAAGGCCAAACUGUAAAACAUGAAAAAGAACAAAGUUGAGACAGACCAAAAAAUUAAGAAUGAAGAAAUGCACUGGAAGGCAGGGGGCUGACAAAAGAUGCUUCAAGCACAUCAGAACACAUGAGAAAUCCAACAGAGAGAAGUGGAAAAAUAAAAUUAAGAGUGACAAAAAACAAGAGCAGCAAUUGUGUCACUGGCUGCCCUAAUGACACAUCAGCUGCAAGCCCUGGGUCUGGUCCUCCUGGAUCAGUCUGGAGAUUGCUGAUCCUGGGCUGUUGAGUUCAAAGAGGCCCCCAAAAGUGCUUUCUCUUUGCACUGUGGAUAUAGGAUAAAAAACAGGGCGGGGGCAAGGACACAGAUUUUUAAGGACCCUAAAGUUAGCUCCAGUUGCUCAUUUCAGACCUGCUGGAGACAGGCAGUGCCCUGGGAAGGACAGUGAGCCCUUGGGGUGCUCCAUGUUUCAGCUCAGGGCUUAUGCCAAGAAGAGGCACUGCCAGGACACAGCACUCCCCUGUGCUUUCCCAGCUGCCAGAGGAGGAGAGGCUUGCACAGCUCCUGGCAGUCUCCCAUUCCACUCCCAUUCCUGAGCCCCAGGCUGUGCUCAGGGCUCGGUCACAGCUGCAUUUCCCAGAGCCUGAGCCCAGGGCACCUGUCACUGUGUGCAGCCACACCGGGGCGAGCACCCUCACCUGGAUGGUGCUGCCAAGUUCCACUGCCUUUGCUGAAGCUCUAGCAGGAGAAAAUGAGAAAAAUUCCUCCAGAAGUAUUUUUUGAGCCAACUGCCAAGCAGACCCUGAGAAAGGUGACAGCCCAUGAGCAGGAACCUCUCCCAGACAGCUGCCAGAGGAAGUCUGUUACCUGUUGCUGCUUGCAGAGGGCAGGAGGUGAGAAAAACCACUAUCAGAGCAUGAUGCUGGGCUGAGAAGCCUCCCUGCCUCUCAGGGCAGUGCUUAAUCAGCUCUGACGUGCCUGAACACUUAAUCCCCAUGGGGCUGCAGCAGGAAGAACCAGCUGAUUUAUUUUCACUGUGCACAGUCCAACCAACCCUGCCAUGCCUGCAGCUCACCUGCCCAAAAGGUACAUGCUCUUUUUCUUGCCUCCUUCUCUACUAUCCAUCAGGUAUUAGAUGCUGUGGCUGAUGUGUGGCUGGUCAUGUUCUUUCUUGUUAUAUUUAUAUUUACUUGUGCAGCAAAGGCUGGGCUGAGUCUGAAUGUCUCCAAUUCAUGCCCAAGCAUGUGCAAAUGUACACCUGAAGAGACCAUCCUCUGCAACAGAGCUGGACUGAAAACCCUACCUGGAGAAAUAGCAGCAUCCACCAUCUCUCUAAACCUCUCCAACAAUUAUUUGCGGAUUCUCAACACCAACACCUUCAGAAACCUGACUUUCCUUCACAGCCUCUGGCUAGAUGGGAACAAUCUGACUUUCCUGACCCCAGGAACUUUCCAUGCUCUCAGCAGGCUGCAGGAGUUGCACCUCAGCAGGAACUCACGCCUCACCUACCUGCAUGCAAACACUUUCAGAGGACUAUUAAACCUCAUCAGCCUGGAUUUGUCCCACUGCAAUAUCUUCGAAAUCCACCCACUUCUUUUUUCACACUUGCCUUCCUUAGAAAGGCUUGAUUUAGCCUCCAAUAACAUGCGGUAUGUCCCACAAGCCUUCAGGAACCUCUCCAGCCUCACGAGGCUGUCCCUGGAGGGCAACCACAUAGAAGCCAUCGGCAGAGAUUCCCUGAAGGACCUGGAAGCCCUGUAUGAUCUGAACCUCAGGAGGAAUCGGAUAUGGAUCAUCCAAAAUGGAGCUUUUGCAAAGCUUCUCAGAUUGGGCAUGUUAAAUUUAGGACACAACUUCAUCACUGAUUUGCCUAAUCAGCUUUUUGAAGGCUUGAUCCAGCUCAAGACCAUGCACCUCGAAGCCAACAGAAUCACGGCUGUCGACUGCACCUUCAGACACCUGCUCAACUUGAGAAGCCUGUACCUGAACAACAACCAGAUCUCCUUCAUCUCAGACUCAGCUUUUUUAUACCUAAACAAGCUGCACUUCCUUCACCUGAGCAGAAACAACCUCAGCUCCCUGCCCACGCGCUCGUUGGCCGAGCUGACCAAGCUCAAGUACGUGUUCCUGUCCCACAACCCCUGGAGGUGUGACUGCAGCAUGCUCUGGUUCUGGCACUGGACAGCCACACGCCGGGCUGUCAUCCAGGGGCUGGACUGCGCCUUCCCUGGCCCUCCCAACACAACAGCACCCGAGGAGCCCCGCCCUGGGGACCUGGGGGACUGCACGGUGCCACUGGAGCUGCCCAGGGAGGACAAGUGUGGGGUGGCUGGGACCAGCGUGGCUCCCAGGCCCCCCGCUCUGCCCGGCCAGCUCAUCCUGCUGGCACUUGCCUGCCACACGUGGUACAAUGAGAGGGGCUGGGGCACCGUGGUGGCCACGUUUUAAUGAUGUUUCAAUUAUAAAGCGGAGGUUACUUAUUUAUUUUCUUGAAAUUUGUUUGUGGACAUUGGUUUGCACGACAGGUGGGUUUUAUAUGGAAAUAAAGGGAUUUUAUUAUAUAGGAAUAAAUUAUUUUCUUCUGAAAUGCUAACAUAAAAAUUCAAUGCAAAUGCUCACCUUGGCAAGUUCAGGGCUGGGGCUUGUGCUGGUGAUGUGGGG